AUGCCAGGCAGGCUGCACCAACUCAAGCAGCUGUUCAAAACCCUGGAGUUUGAGGGCUGGGGGACAUCCCUGUGCUGGUUUGCAAACAUUGCUGGAGGCUACUCCGAUCCCCUGCGAACUUACCUGGCGGAUCUGCUCUUCGAUGUCAGCAAGGGGCUGGGAAUGCAGAUUUGCCGGUACAACAUCGGUGGGGCUGGCUGGGGCACACUUGAUGUCCCAAACUUCCGCUAUGGGGCUGAUGUAGAAAGUUUCUGGGGCCCGGAAGGGCAGUGGGACUUUGCCCGGGACGCAAACCAGCGCUGGAUGCUGCUGGCAGCGCGCGACAGGGGGGCAAGCAUAUUUGAAGCCUUCAGUAACUCGCCUCCCUACUGGAUGACAGUCUCGGGGCGUUCCAGCGGCAAUGUCUUCCCCUGGCUGGACAACCUGCAGCCUCGUUACCAGGAUCAGUUUGUGCACUACUUGUGUGAGGUGGUCAGGUGGUACCACGACACCCACGGCCUCACCUUCAGGACGAUAGCGCCAUUCAAUGAGCCCAACACGAUCUACUGGUGGGCAGGCAACAAUCAGGAAGGGUGCCACUUUGAUGUGUCCAGUCAGAACACCAUCAUCACCAAACUGGCCCAGAAAUUGGAGGUGACUGGACUGGCUAAGUUAGGCGUGGGCAUCAGCGCAUCAGAUGAGACCAGCAUAGACACAGCGGUAUUGUCCUUCAAGGGGUACAGCCAGGAGUCCAAGGAAGCCAUCGCCCAGUACAACACCCACUCGUACCUGGGGAGCAUGCGCAAGGAGCUGCGGGAUCUGGUGCGGCCGACCGGGCGGCGUCUGUGGAUGUCCGAGUUUGGCUGCGGCUCCUCCCCGCCCUCCAGCAUGCCCGCCGCCCUCGAGCUCUCCUCCAUCAUCCUCAAGGAUCUGAACGUGCUGCAGGCGAACGCCUGGGUCUACUGGCAGGCCAUCGAGAAUUCUGAGAGCGGCAACUGGUGGGGGCUUAUGCAGGCACGCUCACUUCUUGUGCCGUUUCACACAGGGCGUUACAUAAUCCUGGGCAAGCAGUUCUACUGCCUCAUGCAGUACAGCCGCUUCAUCCGCUGUGGUGCCUCCAUCCUCCACAGUCCACAGCCAAAGAGUGUGCUGAUAGCAAAGGCAGCUCCAGACGCAGCGCGGCCAAAUCAGGCGCAGAUAGUCAUCGUGGCGACUAACGCGCUCUCAGACUAUGACGUGGUCAAUUUCGACCUGACCAAGUGCGGCAGCAGCGGGAUUGGAGAUGCUGAGGGGAUUAAAAUAGAUACCAAGGGGAGGGAAACGUUUGGCGAAGGCACCGCGCACAUUGACAUCCAUCGGACAUCAGUCAAUGAGAACUGCCAGAAGGUGGCAUCCAUGGAAGUGCCAACGCCUCUGCGCUUUGGCUGCGCUUUGCGGCCGCUCAGCAUCACUACCUUUGUUGUCACAUUCCAAGCUCAACAAUGA
This is a messenger RNA of Coccomyxa subellipsoidea C-169, 1464 nucleotides long. RefSeq names its product glycoside hydrolase. The record is from RefSeq and is a predicted model, not a curated record. Gene Ontology annotation, molecular function: hydrolase activity, hydrolyzing O-glycosyl compounds. The transcript has 10 exons. NCBI's taxonomy places the organism in Eukaryota, Viridiplantae, Chlorophyta, Trebouxiophyceae, Coccomyxaceae. The coding region runs from base 1 to 1464 and encodes 487 amino acids.